Carcharodon carcharias (great white shark) is the source of this 3851-nucleotide messenger RNA. Its product is annotated as alpha-N-acetylgalactosaminide alpha-2,6-sialyltransferase 6-like. The transcript is spliced from 7 exons. The record is from RefSeq and is a predicted model, not a curated record. The coding region runs from base 347 to 1186 and encodes 279 amino acids. Gene Ontology annotation, biological process: oligosaccharide metabolic process; ganglioside biosynthetic process. Gene Ontology annotation, molecular function: alpha-N-acetylgalactosaminide alpha-2,6-sialyltransferase activity. NCBI's taxonomy places the organism in Eukaryota, Metazoa, Chordata, Chondrichthyes, Lamniformes, Lamnidae.
UAAGGGAGGUGUGCGACUGCGCGGGUAGGUACUGGACAGGGGAGAGAGCGGUGCUCGGAGAAGAAACGAGAGGGUCAGAGACAUCGCCUCAGUAACAAGACAAAGAUACAAAGCAGCCGAUGGAUAGAGUGACAAUGCGGCCAGCGGCUGGGAACCAGUCCCAGGAUCCGAUACACUGUAACCCGCGUGAGAGAGGCUCAACUGAUUGGUGACUGAGCGGGAUAUUGCUUUUGAUGUUAUGGCAUUUCUCCCUCUUCGAGGAUCAUUGAAUUCGUUACAGUCAGCUUGCAGCUUGGAUUUUGGGCUAUAAAGCAUUCUGGACAAUUCUGACUUUCAAGCAAAAGGCAUGUUUAAGGUUGAAAGUUAUGUGGUUGCUACAGCGAUCUUCAUAUUGACAACUCUCUUGAUAAUCUACAGUUCCAGCAGCGGCAAUAACUCAUUUCGUUACAAAGGUGAAUUUACCGACACUAUUGUGAGUCGGGCACCAUUAAAUUUAAAGAAAUGGGUCACAAAAGAUAGUUACUUUCCAGUUAUUGGAAACAAGACAAUGAAGCUUCGCUGUGAGCAGUGUGCACUCAUCACGAGCUCCAGCCACUUACUAGGCAGUGAGAUGGGGUCAAAAAUUGACAAGACCGAGUGUGUCAUCCGCAUGAACGACGCGCCGACGACGGGAUUUGAGAAGGACAUCGGGGGUAAGACGACAUUGCGCGUCGUCGCCCAUUCCAGCGUUUACCGAGUGAUAAAGAAACCACAGGAGUUCCUUAACAAAAGCCAGGAAAUAAUCUGUAUCUUCUGGGGGCCCCCACCGAAAAUGCAGAAGAGCAGCCGAGGGAAUAUCUACAGACUAAUUCAUCAAGCGGACUUGAGAUUCUCAAACCUGUCUGCGUUUAUCGUUGCUCCUAAGAAGAUGCAACAGUUUGAUGAGUUAUUUCAGAGGGAAACUGGGAGAGACAGAAAGAAGUCCCAUUCCUGGCUGAGUACGGGCUGGUUCACCAUGGUGAUAGCAAUUGAACUCUGUGACAACUUGCAGGUGUAUGGAAUGGUCCCUUCUAAUCACUGCAGGACAGGCUGCAGUGCAGGAGAGAUGCCUUUUAAAUAUGAAACGAGAAAUGAAAUCCUGCAAGUGGCUUUCUGGACUUCACUGGCUAAAGGACAGUCAGACAUUGGAGAAAAAGGUGUGGUCUAGCUUUGAGUGGAAUCCAGGACAUUGAAUGAACAGAAGAGUUUAGUGUUCUACUCCGGGUUUCUGCUGUAAAUGAAUAUCAGUUCUGGGGUGAAGAAUGCAACCCUGGUAAAAUUCCGGGAUUGGGAAAGGUUGCAUCUACUUGGAAUAUUUUUACAUAUUGACUAUUUUACAAUCUGUUUAUUUCCAGAUUUUUAAAAAAAUGGGAUAAGGUAAUCAUGGGAUAUCGUGGCGAAAAGAAACAGUUGCAUUUUAUCAAGUUGUUAACUGCAUGGAGCAUUGGUAGAUAUCUUUUUAAUUGUGAAAUGCCAAGUUUUUCAAUAUAUGUGAAGGAAAUAUUUUUACAAGUUUAGACAUAAGGAGAAGCAAUGAAAUAAGAUUUAUAUAACUGAGCAGAAGAAUAGGAAGGGGUCAUGAGCCCACACUAAAACCCCCCAACGCCGCCCCCCUGUGUUCAACCUGCACUAUCCUAAGCUCAGUGAGUUGUCCUCAAACAAGAAGACUAACGAAUGGUUCAGGAGAAACCUGUCUUUGCAAGUUCUGAGUAUUGGCAACAGUGUCUGUAUUUCAAACUCCGAUUAUAGUGAAGUCCCGCCGUUUGCAGGGGCUACGCUCCCAUGAUAUCUCACAAAUGGUGAAAUCGCGAAGGGGGAACAUGUUUUUGAAUGGGAUUCAGUUAGACCUGUUCCAGCCAAGUGAGGGCAGUACUGGACUCUCCAGCAAAAAUGUGGUGCAGUACCUGUGAAGGACCGGCAGGGGAGCCUCUGAGCAUAGUGUCGUCGCUCUUGGCAAGAGAUGACCAAAGCGUGCCAUGUGCUUGGAUUCCUUGAAUUCUUUCUAAAGGGUUAGUUAAGAAUUGUAGGGAUGGGAAAACUAGGGGGACAGGCUUACAAAACACACAGGCAUAGCGCUAGGUUAGAUGGUAGUGAAGAUUUAAAAUUGAAUAGCUCAGAAGGAAAAGCCAAUAAAACUUGAAAAUGAUUGGUAUGGGUCCGAACUGGUCUUGUAUAUCUUAAAAUGGAACUCCAGUACAAGUCAUUUCCAAAUUUUACAGGUUUUUCUUUUUGGGAGAACCAUUAUUGUAGCUCCGGAUGCUCCAUCAUGGCUGCUGUCUCCCCGGGAAAAGAAAGAGAGAGAGAAGAAGCCACAGAUUAAGCGAGCAUUGCUUAUGCGAUGGGCAGUGCUCUCUACAAAGUAAAAAGUGUGGAUAAGUGAGUUCACAAAUGGCGGAACUUUACUGUCUAAUGAAAAGCCUCAUCAAAGGUGUCCUAUGAACGGACUAUUCAUGACUGAAUCAUCAAUGGAUGCCUUAAAAAAACGAUUUCAGAAAUAAUAAUUUGUACCAGGUAGUGUGAUAUUGUGCAAGAAGGUCUCAUAUUCCAUCCCUGUUUCCAAUCAAUGCUGGCUCGCUGGUCUUGAAUGGGAGGGUCAGUAUGAACGAUUCAUUUGGCCUCAGAGCCCCCUGAAUUGGGGGAGUCGAAACAAAAUAAUGGCUCACCAUUCCCACUCUUCACUGUUACCCAGUAACACCUGAAACCUGCUCAUCCAAAAGUUCACACCCAAGUAGAUUUCGUAAAAUGGCACGGAAAUGGGCUUUGUGUGUAAAAAAUGUAACUGAUAAAUCAGGCAAUGACAGGGUGUGAGCUGUUUAGGAAGGAUGUGAGGGUUCUUGAGAGGCCGCAGAGGAGAUUUACCAGAAUGGUUCCAGGGACGAGGGAUUUUAGCGGCAAGGUUAGGCUGGGGAAGCUGGGAGCAAAGCAGAUUGAGGGGAGAUUUGAUAGAGGUGUACAAGAUUGUGACAGGUUUAGACAAGAUAGACAGAGAAGAACUGUUCCCAUUAACUGAUGGUGCAAGGAUUAGGAGGCACAUAUUUACAGUUUUGGGCAAGAGAUGCAGGACGGAUGCGAGGAAGAAUUUUUUACGCAGUGAGUGGUAAAGACCUGGAACUCACUGUUUAUGAACAUGGUGGAAGUGGACUUGAUCAAUGAUCUCAAAAGAAAGUUGGGUGGGCACUUGAGGGGUGUAAACUUACAGGGCAACGGGGAUAGAAUGGAGGGAAUAAGACUGACUAGAUUGCUCUAUAGAGCGCUGGCAUGAACUCAUUCUGUGCUGCUAUCAGUCUGUGACCUUGGAUGAGGACAGGGUCAGAUUUGGGCCUGUGGCUUUUUCCUCCACUUUCCUGCCUUUAAGUGGGGGUUGGGAUUGUUUAAACUUUAUUGACCGUUGCUACUUAAAAGGCUCAAGCAUAUCUUGGCAUGAGGCACAAGAGGUGAAGUCAGCUUGCGCUGGGGAAGGGGGUACUAUUCCUUCUGUAACAAAGAGACAGACUUCUUGCACAGUAUUUCAAAUUUGGCCUUUCAAAGCUUAAAGGGCAAGUUUGCCAAAGUUACCCUUUUAGACGAAGACAGUGUAUGAUCUAUAUUUUUAUAUUGUACAUUAAUGUCUCAUGUUCACCAUGCCAUCUUGAUUAGCUGGACUGUGGUUGAAAGGCAGUGUCACAAUGCACUUAAAGAAUCCAUCUAAAUGAAUCAAUUUUUUCAUUCUUUGAGCUAACUCCUUGCUUAAAUGACAGACUACAGGUAUAAAUUCUGGACAGUAAUCAAUGUUCUAAUAUCUAAAUGUUUAAAUGAUGUCUGUGUGUAAAAAGAAAUAAAUAUCUUUAAUGACA